AUGAUGAACAGAGCUUCCGUUUUGAUAAAUAGCAGCAAGCGAUUGUUGAAUUGCCUUGAACAACGAAUUAUUCACUCCGAUCCAACACCAGCCGGUCCUAUUGUCUAUGCUGAAAAUAAUGCUCAAGAAGCUAUAGAUGAAGCUAACGAAAAAUACAGACAAACCGGCCAAAAUGUUGGAGAAAAGAUGCAGAAGGGUUAUGAAAAGUUAACUGAAGAGAACAAAGAUCGAGAGAAUGUCAAAGGAGUGUCGGACUAUGGCAACGAUGACGUUAGCCAAACUGGAAAAACACAAUCGGGCGAAUUCCUAACCCGUAGCACUGAUGUUGAGAAGGGAGCUCAUCAACAGGAUAAGAAAAAUGCGCAGGACUCCACUGCACGAGAGAUUAAGGAUGCCGAUGAGCUAAAGCGGGAGAAGGGCAAAGUCUCUAAGGUCGAUGAAAGAACUGGGGAUACUUCGGAAGCUAUAAAACCGAUAAAGUAG
Messenger RNA from Strongylus vulgaris, 483 nucleotides. Lineage: Eukaryota; Metazoa; Nematoda; Chromadorea; Rhabditida; Strongylidae. The record is from the annotation of a GenBank genome assembly.